Messenger RNA from Closterium sp. Naga37s-1, 549 nucleotides. Lineage: Eukaryota; Viridiplantae; Streptophyta; Zygnematophyceae; Desmidiales; Closteriaceae. The record is from the annotation of a GenBank genome assembly.
AUGGAGAGUAUAUGGGAGGUGGGGGGGGAGGGGAAUAACGAGUGGAAGGGGAAUCCGGGGGAGAAAAAGGAGACGUACGAGGAAUCGGGGGAGGAGGAGGGGGGAUGGAAGCUGAUGCAUGUACAUCCACACGUCUGGAGGACCGAACCCUCGGCUGAGGGGGAGGAUGGCAACGAGAAUGGCACCGACGAUGAGAAGUAUGACGAUGUUUCAGCUCGUGGGAACAGAUCAGGAGGAGGGAAGGGGGGGAAGGAAACUCGCUCAGACCUGCACAAGGGAGGGCGCGAGAAGGAAAUGGGAGAGAUGGGGAGAAAAUUCGACUUGUCACGCUGGGAGAAGGGAGCAGCAGGAGGGAACAGAACCAGGGCGCAGGAGGAGGGAAGGGAAGGAGGGGAGAAAGAGGUGAGGGAGGAGGAGGAAGAGGAGGAGACAGAAGAGGAGGAGGAGGAGGAGGAGGAGGAGGAGGAGGAGGAGGAGGAGGAGGAGGAGGAGGAGGAGGAGGGGGAGGAGGAGGAGGAGGAGGAGGAGGUGGAUGAAGAGGAGAGAUGA